Cylicostephanus goldi is the source of this 218-nucleotide messenger RNA. NCBI's taxonomy places the organism in Eukaryota, Metazoa, Nematoda, Chromadorea, Rhabditida, Strongylidae. The record is from the annotation of a GenBank genome assembly.
AUGGAAACUGCUUCAGUCCCACAAAGUGAACUGGAUUUGGAAGCAGUUAAGAGCAUUCUGUCGGAAUAUAAGAUCCAUAACGCCGAUAUCACUUUGAGGUAUGAUGCAACUUCAGAGGAUCUUAUUGAUGUAAUUGAGGGUAAUCGAGUGUAUAUCCCUUGCAUUUACGUCCUGAAUAAGGUUUGUUGUGAUUUCCUUUCUCACUAUAUCGUGUAGUU